CUGUCUCUCUGCGCGCUCUGACUGGAGGGGGCUGGCUCUCCCUGAUUGAAUCCAGCUGUUGUGAAAGCGCUCGGAGGGGGCCCGUCAAUUUGCAUUGCUAAAUAAUCCGUAGAGCCGACAGAGUGGGGCAGAGACAGAACAGUCCAUUUUGAAAAAGGCAUUCCUGCAACAGUUGGUCAAUGUGCCGGAGCUUCAGCUCGACCAGACAGCGGUUAAUGAAAACCUGGUGUCGGCUUUCGCGUAAAGGCGCAUAGUUGGGGGGUGGCGAGAGCCCUGCUGGGUAGUGGAGAGGGGAUUUGGGGAGAAUUUACGGGUCGUCUUGAUCUUUCCUUUGAGAGAAACCAUAAACCAUGCUUUUUGAAAUACGUGGCUUCAGGUUUUGCUCCUGUGCAAGGAUGUUGGCAGCUCUGGUAUUUAUUCUGCUUUGUAUCCAGCCUGGUCACGGACAGACCUGCACAGAAGGUUUUGCAUAUGACCGCAGGGCAAGACAGUGUAUAGAUGUGGAUGAGUGCCGUACCCUGCCAGAUGCUUGCAGAGGAGACAUGCGCUGUGUGAACCAGAACGGAGGCUACCUGUGCAUCCCAAGGACCUUGUACAGCCAGCCGUACAGACCGGACACCCCAGGCCUGCCAGAGCGAGGUUACCCGGACACGUCGGUCGGAUUCUCAGAAACCUUCCUCCCAGAUCCCCCGAGAUCUGUGGAGCCCAGCUACCCCAGAGUGAGGACAACUGCGCAAUGCAUCCUGGGAUAUACUGUUGCAGAGGAUGGCAGCUGUAAUGAUAUUGAUGAAUGUGAGACAAACUCUCAUCACUGCAACCCCACCCAGGUCUGCAUCAAUACAGCAGGUGGCUACACCUGUUCCUGCACUGAAGGAUACUGGCUAAUUGGUGGACAGUGCCAGGAUAUUGAUGAAUGUCGCUAUGGUUACUGCCAACAGCUGUGUGCCAAUGUCCCUGGCUCUUAUUCCUGCUCCUGUAACCCUGGCUUCAUCCUCAACCCAGACAGCAGGACCUGUCAAGAUGUGGAUGAGUGUGAAGAUGAACCAUGCAGUCACGGCUGCUUCAACACCUACGGCUCCUUCAUGUGCAACUGUGACGAGGGAUUUGAGUUGGCGGCCGACGGGACUUCAUGCAUUGACUUGGAUGAGUGCAGCUUCACUGAGUUUCUGUGUCAGCACAGAUGUGUGAACACCCCCGGUUCUUUCUCCUGCAUCUGUCCGCCUGGAUAUUAUGUAUACGAGGACGGCAGGAGUUGUGAAGAUAUCAAUGAAUGUGACACUGGUAACAACACCUGUACAACAGCACAAGUAUGUUUCAAUUUCCAGGGAGGCUAUACAUGCCUGGAUUCUUUACAGUGUCACUCUCCUUACAUUGAAGUUAGUGACAAUCAGUGUAUGUGCUCAGCUGAAAACCCUGCCUGCAGGGACAAACCCUUCACUAUUCUGUACCGACACAUGGACUUGUCGUCGGGGCGCAGUGUGCCUGCAGACAUCUUCCAGAUGCAGGCCACCACGCGUUACCCUGGCGCCUUCUACAUCUUCCAGAUAAAGUCGGGCAACGAAGGACGAGAGUUUUACAUGCGACAAACCAGCAAUGUGAGCGCCACACUCGUCUUGUCACGGCCCAUCAAGGGACCCAGGGAGGUGGUGCUGGACUUGGAGAUGGUCACAGUCAACAAUGUCAUCAACUUCAGAGGCAGCUCCAUCAUACGUCUGACGGUAUUUGUCUCAGAGCACCCGUUCUGAGUGUCCCAAAUGAACUUCAUCGACCCCCUAAGAAUCAAGCUGCACUCAUCUGCAGCUGAUGUAAUGGUUUGUUUGAGACAGCUUUUUUUUUUUUUUUUAACAUUAUGUCAUCCUCAGUAAAGACACGUCCGAUAAAGACUCAGCAAAGAUCAGCUGAUGGGAAAGCAUCCCUAUGCUGGAAUCCCCACCCUGGUUUAAUGGACACUGAGCUUUUAUAGCUGCGAUAUGGACUUUCGACACAGAGGGAUAUUUAUGGUGUACAAUUUCUGACAUCCUCUAUUUAGAAAAUGACCUGAAAAUGAUGGAAAGUACCCCCACCGAGUACCAGUGUAUACACAAUACAGUUUCCCCCCAGUUGUCUGUGAAUUUUCAUCCCUUCAGAUAAGCUGUGAAAGUGACUUUUUAUAUGCCUGAAUUCAAGAGCUGUCAUUACAUCACGAGUGCCACAAGAUCAUUGUCGUGUUUUUUUAUGAGACAGGAGGAGAGUCGGUUAUCGGAGCCGAAGUGUAAUUGUGCAUUUGCAGAGGCUUGAAAUGAUGUAACAAUCAGUCAUUAACUGAAUUAUUGAUCACAGUUUAUUUUAGUCCAAUAAAUGUCUUCACCACACAA
Morone saxatilis (striped sea-bass) is the source of this 2354-nucleotide messenger RNA. RefSeq names its product fibulin 5 (gene fbln5). NCBI's taxonomy places the organism in Eukaryota, Metazoa, Chordata, Actinopteri, Moronidae. The transcript is spliced from 11 exons. The record is from RefSeq and is a predicted model, not a curated record. The coding region runs from base 351 to 1745 and encodes 464 amino acids. Gene Ontology annotation, molecular function: calcium ion binding.